AGAGGCGAAAUUAAAAGGACGGCGAGGGGUUGGGGUUUCUCAACUCCUCUCUCCCGUUUCUUGUUAUCGCUCUUGGCGAUUCAUCCUGGGCAUCGCCACCACGCUCGCCGUCGGUUCGUAAGCAAAAAUUAGGAAGACAAUUAUCACGGAAUGCUGAAAGAUGUGCUUGCACACAAGAACCUUUUCUAAGGUUAAUUACCAUGGUGUUGCUCUGGAUAAGCUACCAUUGUUCGUCUUUGAGGAUGCUACAGUACACAUUCAUUUCCAAUCCAUGCUAGAUACACAGUCACAUAGUGGAUCUAUAAUUGUUCCAGUGGCUUUGAUGUCUUAUGACCUUGUGGAAGAUGGUUGAGCUCAGCUUUGCUGGAUAUUGAAUUCCGUAAUAGUAUAUUACACUCUAGCAGGGGGGUUUAAGACAAUUUUUUCCCCAGUGUCCUUGCUAUAUUAGAGAUGGAAAUGGAAAGUAAAGGAAGUGUGUUGAUGCAGAAGUAUGAGUUCGGGAGAUUCCUAGGCAAAGGAACUUUUGCUAAAGUUUACUACGCUAGGAAUUUGAAAACUUCCCAGGGCGUGGCUGUAAAAGUGAUCGACAAAGAGAAGGUCAUGAAGAUAGGUCUUACCGAUCAGAUAAAGCGAGAGAUUGCUGUGAUGCGAUUGGUGAGUCACCCAAAUGUUGUGCAGCUUUAUGAGGUAAUGGCCACAAAAUCUAAGAUAUACUUUAUCCUGGAAUAUGUAAAAGGUGGUGAGCUAUUUAACAAGAUUGCGAAAGGUAGGCUCAAAGAAAAUGUUGCACGGAAAUAUUUUCAGCAGCUGAUCAGUGUCGUGGAUUUCUGCCACAGCAAAGGUGUCUAUCACCGCGAUUUGAAACUUGAAAACCUUCUUAUUGAUGAAAAUGGAAAUUUGAAGGUUUCAGAUUUUGGCUUGAGUGCUCUUGCUGAGUCCAAAAGGCAGGAUGGUUUGCUCCACACAGCAUGUGGUACUCCAGCAUAUGUUGCUCCUGAGGUGAUCAGCAGAAAAGGAUAUGACGGUGCAAAAGCUGAUAUCUGGUCUUGCGGGGUGAUUUUGUUUGUUCUCAUGGCUGGUUAUCUCCCUUUCCUUGAUUCAAAUCUGAUGGAGAUGUAUAGGAAAAUUGUAAAAGCCGACUUCAAAUGCAUGGGUUUGUUCCCAUUGGAUGUUAGGAGACUGCUUGUGCGAAUUCUAGACCCAAAUCCAAAUACUAGAAUGGUGAUUGCAAAAAUUAUGGAAAAUUCUUGGUUCAGAAAGGGACUUGAUGGAAAAUUAUUGAACGAUAAGAAGGCAACACAGGAAAUUGAUCCUUCUGAUGAUGUUGAUGAAGUGUUUGAUUCCUGCGGUAGCAACGGUGUUGAGGCAAAAGAGGAGAUGGGAAAACUUGCUAAUUUAAAUGCUUUUGACAUCAUCUCUCAUUCGGCAGGAUUUGAUCUUUCAGGUUUAUUUGAGGAGACCGAUCACAGGAGAGAGGUAAGAUUCGCGUCUGACCAGCCAGCUUCUUCAAUAAUCUCAAAACUGGAGGAAAUAGCCAAGCGCCUGAAGCUAAAAGUGAAGAAAAAGGAUUACGGGGUACUAAGAAUGGAAGGAUCAAAGGUUGGACGAAGGGGGGUUUUGGGCAUUGAUGCUGAGAUUUUUGAGAUUGCUCCAAAAUUUCAUAUCGUGGAGAUCAAGAAGACCCAAGGGGAUGCCUUGGAAUACGAGGAGAUGUGGACGCAGGACAUAAGACCGGCCCUUAAACAUAUUGUUUGGACAUGGCAAUGCGACCAGCAGCAACAGAAUCUGUGACCUUGCUAACAAAGUUUAAGUUUGUUCUGAUGCUUUUUGGUUAAGUGGUUCGCAGAUUGGCGUUUGGUUUUGUUUGCUAUC
Molecule: messenger RNA, 1872 nt
Organism: Musa acuminata subsp. malaccensis (wild Malaysian banana)
Lineage: Eukaryota; Viridiplantae; Streptophyta; Magnoliopsida; Zingiberales; Musaceae
Product: CBL-interacting protein kinase 18-like
Biological process (GO): signal transduction; protein phosphorylation
Molecular function (GO): protein serine/threonine kinase activity; ATP binding
Source: RefSeq, a predicted model, not a curated record